This is a messenger RNA of Mobula hypostoma (lesser devil ray), 1799 nucleotides long. Its product is annotated as histone-lysine N-methyltransferase 2B-like. The coding region runs from base 1 to 642 and encodes 213 amino acids. Lineage: Eukaryota; Metazoa; Chordata; Chondrichthyes; Myliobatiformes; Myliobatidae. The record is from RefSeq and is a predicted model, not a curated record. Gene Ontology annotation, molecular function: histone H3K4 methyltransferase activity; protein binding. Gene Ontology annotation, cellular component: histone methyltransferase complex. Gene Ontology annotation, biological process: positive regulation of DNA-templated transcription. The transcript is spliced from 3 exons.
AUGCUUGGAGAGAGCCACUGGCUGUGGGAGAGACUGGGGUCCCCACCGUUUACAGUGAGAGAUGCUUAUUCCCCUGUUGGUUUGGGGCUGGCUGUGUGGCACUGCAGACUGCGGGUAAGAGGGGAGUGUCUAAGUCUCCUUGUCAUCCACAGGCGCGCGACUAGCAUGGACCUCCCGAUGGCCAUGAGGUUCCGGCACUUAAAAAAGACUUCCAAAGAAGCAGUGGGUGUGUACAGGUCUGCAAUUCAUGGUCGUGGUCUCUUCUGUAAGAGAAACAUUGAUGCAGGCGAGAUGGUGAUAGAAUAUUCCGGAAUUGUUAUUCGAUCGGUGUUAACGGACAAGCGGGAGAAAUACUACGACAGUAAGGGGAUUGGCUGUUACAUGUUCCGCAUCGACGACUUCGAGGUAGUGGACGCCACCAUGCACGGAAACGCCGCCCGCUUCAUCAACCACUCGUGCGAGCCCAACUGCUAUUCGCGUGUGAUCAACGUGGAGGGCCAGAAACACAUCGUCAUCUUCGCUAUGCGCAGGAUCUACCAGGGCGAGGAGCUCACCUACGACUACAAGUUCCCCAUCGAGGACGCCAGUAACAAGCUGCCCUGCAACUGCGGGGCCCGCAAAUGUCGCCGCUUCCUCAACUGAGGGAGUGGGGCCAGGGUGGGGAUCUGCCAUGGGACCAGGGGCAAGGGGGGGGUGCACCCCUCCCCUCCAUACACCCUCACAGAGGCAGAGGGAGCGCCGGUUCUAAGUUCCCCAUGACGCCAGAUCAGCCCCCUCCCUUUCCUCAGGGUUUUCUGCUCCCCUCUCCCUUCUCGUUCUCCAUCCCUUUCACUCCCUACUGCCCUCUCAUUAACUCCUGUCCCUCAUGUUUACUUCCACCCUCUCCCUCGUCCUCCUUCCUCUUUCUCGUUCAUUCUUCCCUCCCUCUCUCCCCUCCUUCCUCUUUCUCGUUCAUUCUUCCCUCCCUCUCUCCCCUCCUCUUCCCUCUCUUUCCCUCCCCAUCACUUCAUCCUUCUCUAUCUUGCCAUCUCCUCACCCUCCUCCUCCCAUGCCCCCUCAUUCCCUGUUCCCUCCCUUACCCCUUUCUUUCCUCUAAGUUGAAGGGACAGGGGACAUAACCUCCACUUUGUAACCAAUGCUGGGCAUAUCCUCCUCUGCACCCUCCCCCCUCCACACACUAAGGGGCUCCCCACCAUUCCCUUUGCUCAGCAAACUGUUGAUAACCCCUCCUGGGGUCUCUGUAAUCUGGAUAGCUGCGCUCCAGUGCCCCACCAUCCCGCAGAGUUGGGGAGAGAGCACAUCGGCCCUUCCCACACGCUUCCAAACCUCAGCCUGUCCCUCAUACUCCCAAACAUCGCCCCCUCCCCACUUUGGCAGCAGUCAUGGGCGUUCACACAAGGGGGCCCGGGGCGUCAGACCAAACCCUGUGUGUGACCGGACCCAGGUUCGAUGGGAGACCUCAUCUGCCCCAGUGUCCCAACCGUUUAAUUCCCUCUAGUUUAAGAAUCGGGGUGGGGGGGGGGAGAAAAUAACCUGCUCUAACUUUGUGUAAAAAAAAAUCCUCUAAGUUGUACAUACCUGUACAGAUAUUUCUAAAACUCCCUUCUUUUCUAUGCACUUUUUUAUUUAAGAAAUUGUUUCCUUAAUAAAGAUGUUAAGUUGUUCACAGUUACAAAGGAGUCGCGCUGUAGUGAUUCUAGUACCGUUGCCGGGAGCCAGGCAUCAGCAGCACAUACCCCUCACCAGCUCUGUUCCUCGACAAUUGAAUCAAAUCCCCUCGCACACAUCAGUAGCUACAA